Molecule: messenger RNA, 1541 nt
Organism: Marasmius oreades (fairy-ring Marasmius)
Lineage: Eukaryota; Fungi; Basidiomycota; Agaricomycetes; Agaricales; Marasmiaceae
Exons: 11
Coding region: 406-1458 (350 amino acids)
Biological process (GO): amino acid transmembrane transport
Cellular component (GO): vacuolar membrane
Molecular function (GO): amino acid transmembrane transporter activity
Source: RefSeq, a predicted model, not a curated record
UACAGUUUCCUUUUCUGGAAACUCUUUCCCCCGCCAUCUUUGCCAUCCCACUAUAAUCAUGUCUCCUGGACACCGGCUUCAGUAUAGUGUUCCAGAGCCAAAGAGCAACGUACAUUCACUCGAGCAGGAUGUAUUUGUCGAGGACCCCCAGCACGAUAUACAAUAUAAGACCUUGAGUUGGCAGUUUGUUGCAUUGCUCAUGAUCGCAGAAAUUGUUUCUAAUGGGAUGCUCUCUCUUCCUUCCGCUCUCGCAGUCGUUGGUAUUGUCCCAGCUUUGAUUCUUAUCGUCUUUCUUGGGAUAUUUGGUUUAUACACGUCCAAACUCCUGAUUGACUUCAAAUUGAAUCAUCCAAGUGUUCACAAUAUGUAACAGUCCCCCGCAUUGCUCUGUCUUUCCCUCUCUAAAUGAUUCUUUAUCUUCAAUUAAGGGGGGAUGCCGGAAUGGUUUUGGGAGGUCCUUUUUUUCGAGAACUGCUAGCUGCGGGGACCAUAAUUUUUGCCAUCUUUGGGACUGGUAGUGAGCUUCUCUCAGGGCAACAAGCCUUAUCUGUCCUCUCCGACGACGGAUUGUGUACCAUCUAUCUCGUUCUACUAUUUUCUGCUGCCACAUUUGUACUGGCUCUGCCGCGCACUUUAGGUAACCUCAGCUGGCUCGGAUUAAUUAGUGUCUCCUUGAUCCUAGUUGCAUCUUUGGUGGCAAUGAUAGGUGCAGGCUUGAAUCCUGUACCAGGUCGCGUUAUAAAAGCUGCAAUUCCGAGCAAUUUCUACCAAGCCUUCCUCGCAAUCACCAAUCCGGUCUUCGCUUAUGCAGGUCACUUCAUGUUUUUCAUUUUGAUAUCUGAAAUGAAACAACCGGAAGACGCUAUGAAGGCUGCUUGGUGCUUACAAGGGUUUUCCACCCUCUUGUACGCAGUAUUUUCAGUCGUGGUAUACCUCUAUAUUGGAAGCACCGUCACAUCUCCGGCCUUUCUGUCUCUUCCUCCAAAAUGGGCCAAGGCCGCUUUUGGAAUUUCCUUGGGAAAUUUUCUCAUUGCGGGGUCCCUUUACUCCCAUACAGCAGCCAAACUUAUCUUCGUUCGCCUGUUCCGUGGUACUUCCCAUAUGUACAAUCAUACUAUUCGCGGAUGGUCGGUAUGGGCUCUAUUGUGUUUUGUUUCGGUGGCUGUUGCGUUUGUGCUUGCCGUCGCUAUUCCCAUUUUCUCUUAUUUGAUAGGUAUUGCUGCUGCGUUAUUCGCUGCUUGGUACACAUACGGAUUAGCAGGAUUUUUCUGGCUUCACGAUACAUACCACUUGGAAGGUGGCUUGACGGCUUUGCGAAAACGGCCCUUUCAUACGGCCCUAUGCGCCCUCAUCAUUGCUUCAGGAGCUUUCAUCUGUGUUGCUGGUGCUUAUGUCUCUAUCAAGCUCAUAGACGAUGCGUAUACGCAGGGUCUUGUUAGCAGACCGUUUACUUGUUGAGUAGCAUGCACGUAUGUUUGUAAGUAUAAGUAUGUAGUCGUUAUCCACCUGACGUCAAAGCUGGAUCGGAGUCAAAAGCCGAC